GAAAUUGCCCUAAAACACGAGCCCAUAGCCCGCCUACGGCUCGAGACAUUCCCCGUCACCGCCUUCCUGGUAGACGAGCCCGGCAGGACCCCGGACCCAGACGAAGGCAGAAGGACGGAUUCCGAAUCCAGCGACACCUCUGAAGCCAGUCCAGAGCCGUUCUACCAUCUCGAGGACCUGUGGACAGAUGACAUGUUCCCAACCAACCCGGCCCCACUACCGGACUUACCCUACCCAGGCCCGUCAGAUGCGGAAAUCAAUGAGAUCACUCCAACUGGCAAUAUGGUACACUCUAACCAUCACCCUCCACGCCCACAUGCACAACGAAAGAGAACCCGCCAUCUUUCACACCAUCGGUGAAGUGGCUACCGACACGACCGCUUUUUUCAUCAUCGGCCGACUGGAUUUAGACCCCAUAGAAGACCAACUCCACCAUAUCCAAGAGAUACUCCGCUACCUGAAAAAGGCCACGCCAUCCACUGAGGACAGCCCAGACCAAGUUUUCACCAAACAAGUACAGUUGAUAGAAGUGGAUACUAUCGAGUGCCUCAGCCGAAUCGAAAACCUUCGCAACCUCAACCAGAGCCCAGCACGGUCAGAGCGAUCAGCCCUCCUUGUCCUAGCCGGACUCACCGCGCUAGGUGGAGCUCUAGGAGCCAUUCUUAGCCAUCAUCAAAUAUCCACCCGAAUCGACGCCCUAGAAGUACAACGCAAUAGCAUGCUCCACUACCUGGAUGCCACCAGUAGUCAAAUGGAGGUCAACAAACACCGGAUAGCCCACCUCAACGCCACCAUCACCGAGCUCGUGAAACAUGAAAUAGGAUUUGAAAAGAAGAUCAAAACCCAACAACGCAAGUUACAGGCAUAUAUUCAGAAAGAAGCUCUCCUGUCUCUAACUCAAUACGCUGUAACCCAAGCCACCCACAACAUUUAUGCCAUCCUAGACACAUGGACGAGGGCGUUGCAUGGGCAAAUCACCAUUGAUCUAUUUCAGCCCCAAUUGGUACGAGAAGCUUUGAAACGCAUGUCCAGCCAAACCAACGGCCCCUUGAAAUUAGCCUUCGAGCCCACGGACUUAGAAGCUUUUUACAAGCUGCACUGCAACACAGACAUGAGACAAGGUCAACUGAGAGUAGUUGUACCCAUCCCCGUGUACAACAUCAAAGAAACCUUCACUGUCCACCGAUAUCUGGCCAUGCCCAUCAGCACCACCCAAGGCCAAGAAUGACGAAUGACGAAUGACGAAUAGAGUGACGUACCCCAACCAGUAUCUCAUGCUGAACGACGAGAGCACCCUGUACCAAGAACUAAACCAAGCUGAGUUGAAUGCUUGUAUCCGAAUCAGGCAACUCUAUCUUUGUCCCCAUGUGCGUGUAUUAACUAAGACAUCUGCCAUUACAUGCCUUUUUGCUCUAUUUCGAGGUGAGACCAUCCCAAUCCAACAGCGAUGUCCCUUCGAACUCCAACCCAGAACCCAAAAUCUGGAACUACACCAAGUAGGACCUCAAACGUUUAUGGUAUUCACCCGCCAACCAGAAGAGGCCCAAAUCACGUGUUCCAAUGGAACCACCGACGUCCGAUAACGCCUGGAGCCACCCCAGUACACCUGAGAGAAGGUUGCUCAUUCAACACGAAAGAGCACUACGUACCCGCAACCUGAUCCAAUUGGCUGGGAACCGAGAUGGUGGUAACCCGACCCCCAAAAAUCCCCUCCCUCGACUUAGUCGAACUCCUCAACCACAAUCACCCUCACCACCACAUCCAUCCCGAAGAACUCGAAGAAGCUCUACUCCAAUUGAACCAACCCGAUAUGCCCCAACCUCUACCCAUGUCGGAGUUGAUCGCCACCGCCCACCGAAUCCCCAAGUCCACGUCAUGGUCCCACGCCACCCAUGUGUGAUUCACGUUAGCCACGUUGAUAGGUCUCUGUGUUGGACUAACGAUCUACAGCACCAAGAACUUCACGAUCUGCCGCCGCACAGCCAAUCUCUGCCGCCGGAAUACCCCAACCCCAGAAAGCCAACUCCCCUCUAUCCUCUUUCGUCAGAGGAGGGUAACUGUAGUAAACGGCAUUCAGCCGUAUAGUGCUGAGUUGCGAUAGACCACUGUAGGAGAAGAGCCAAUAUUCAUCAGAGCAACAACUAUGGAACGAGGAUUAAUGUUAGAAGCAAAAAACAUUGCAAGGAUGUCAAGGCCAAGCAUUCCAAUCCCACCAACGAAGAUUGAUGAGUGCAGUGUGCAAAGACGUCAAGCCAAGUAGGCUGGAAGCCGAGGACCUGUCAACCUGUCAACCUGUCAUGUAACAAAGCAGCAAUGCGAAGAUGCCAGACUGUGUAACCCAUUUAUCUGUCAUCACCCCAAUGCAUAAAAAGGCACCAUGGAUUGGAGUCAGACCGUCUAGGUAUUGAUUAGGGAACCUCAGAGUUCAUGAGGGUGACCUAACCUUGGGUCCUGUUGAGCAGGAAACCCCCCUCAGAUCGAUCUCAAAGGCCAAGUUCAGGAUCCACAUCUACUCUAAAAUGAAGACAAUCCAGGCAUCGGUCCACUGACGUAACCCCUAUGCUUAUGAAGACAUCCCUCCAACGUUGCCCGUAUUACGAAAACCAUGUGCAGCCUUGGUUGAGCGAUUCAAGUAGGUUUCGUCCAAAGCCAAAAAGUAUAUUCAUUUAUUUCACGUCAGUCAAGUGAUGUCUUUAUUUUCUUCCAUGGGAUUCAGACACUGUUGAGUGAGGAAAGGUGGGCGUCAUACUUUUGAUACCAAACGCUGAUUUUUGUUCGUUAUUUUUAUUUCAAAAUUAGAGUACGUAUUAGGUUUGGGUUUCCCCAAUGAGUGGUUCAACAGCCUGCGAUACAGAACAUUCUCAACCUGGUUAUGGCUUUGAUUGGAUGAUAUGAUCAUUAGCUAUCUUACAGCUAGUUUUUCUUUUUCAUUAUGUCCUUGGCCGAGCUGGAUCCUGGAAAGAUUUGCCCGAAUUUUGGACCAAAUUACCAAUCAAACUUCAAAAACACUGGGUAAAAAGUACCACAUAGGGUUCACAAAGGCGACGGUUUCAUUGAAGAAUUCUUGAUUAACAACGUUAAUGUUUUGCUUUACAAUGCCCUGCUUUGUAGGUACGCAAAGCAAAGAGUUAAGGCACCAUUCAUAGCAUGGUUUUGAUAAAUAGUAACAAUGUGCUUGUGUUGUUAUUUCAUGCUUCCAAAGUACAACUAAGGUUCGGUGGACGGUCAAAAAUUCUAGAUUUGCGUGGUUCAAUACAGAGGUUAGAAUAAUUAGUAAGGCAUUAUCCUUGCUAGUUUAAUUAGUUUGAUAAAACAGCAUUCAGUAGCACACCUCUUCAAAUUUACUGAGUGGCUACCAAAUUCAAAGGUACCAUUGCUUUCUCAAGCCUUAUCGGACUAAUUGGUGUUUGAUCACAGAAAAAAUUAGUUUCACCCCUCCAAGAGGGACUAUGAGCCUGAAGGUUGUGAAUGAUAUUGGUUGAGAUCUCCUCUUCAUUUUCAAAAGUGAAGGAAGACACAUGAUCAGGCAGGAGUUUGUGAUGCUCAGUCAGAUUGGAUGACAUGAUUAAAAUAUCUGGAUCAGACGAAUUCUAAAUCUGUUCGUUCCACAAUUGGCCUUGUUGGGAAACUGAAUGCGCCUGCCUUGAAGGUAAAUGGAAACCAAGUGUGGGGGCUGUUUAACGGCAGAUAAAUUUGCAGGCUGCCUUGUUUUUAUCUUCAGCCUCACCUCGGGUCACACCUGGAGAGGGUCAAUGAAUUCACUUCAUAACCCCUCUAAACACGUUCAUGGAUUUCUAAUAUGAGGCCAAAGCUUACAAGGUCACUACAGAUGACUGAGGUCUGGAUUGUCUUCAUAAUAGAGUUGAUGCGGAUCCUGAGCUUGGCCUUUGAGAUCGAUCUGAGGGGGUUUUCUAGCUCAACAGGACCCAAAGUGAGGUCAUGCUUAUGAAAUUCUUUGCUACGCCAUCAAUUGAAAUUUCAAAAAAUCCAUUGAACAGAAGACUCUGAUAUAUUAACCUUCAAAAGUGGUAAUUUGUAACAAAUUUGGUUGCAAAAUGCUCUGGUU
Tigriopus californicus is the source of this 4066-nucleotide messenger RNA. RefSeq lists its product as uncharacterized. The coding region runs from base 188 to 1228 and encodes 346 amino acids. Lineage: Eukaryota; Metazoa; Arthropoda; Copepoda; Harpacticoida; Harpacticidae. The transcript has 2 exons. The record is from RefSeq and is a predicted model, not a curated record.